AUGUGGGAAAGGGAUCCCCAUGUGUUCUGGGUUGUUAAGAAGGCUUGGAGUGUUACCAGCCAUGAUAAUCCAAUGGUUAAUAUGUAUCGAAAACUGAAAUCUACAAAAGAGCAACUCAUGAAAUGGAACAAAAUGCAUUUUAAAAAGUUAUCUGUCCAAAUUGAAGAGGCCCGUGCCAAACUUAAGGAGAUAGAAGGAGUCUUAGUUUUUGAUGAGAAGGUUCACACGGAAGCUAGAGCGGUGCUUGAUGAGGCGCUGAACAGGGAAAAAAUUUUCUGGCGUCAAAAGUCGAGAAUUGCCUGGCUGAAGGAUGGGGGUCGUUCCUCAAAAUUCUUUAUGGCUAGCAUUGUCACCAGAAGGAGACGUAACUACAUCCCACAAUUAUAA
Molecule: messenger RNA, 387 nt
Organism: Cannabis sativa
Lineage: Eukaryota; Viridiplantae; Streptophyta; Magnoliopsida; Rosales; Cannabaceae
Exons: 1
Coding region: 1-387 (128 amino acids)
Source: RefSeq, a predicted model, not a curated record